Capronia coronata CBS 617.96 is the source of this 2658-nucleotide messenger RNA. RefSeq lists its product as uncharacterized. Lineage: Eukaryota; Fungi; Ascomycota; Eurotiomycetes; Chaetothyriales; Herpotrichiellaceae. The record is from RefSeq and is a predicted model, not a curated record. Gene Ontology annotation, cellular component: mitochondrial envelope; mitochondrion. The coding region runs from base 1 to 2658 and encodes 885 amino acids. Gene Ontology annotation, biological process: mitochondrial RNA 5'-end processing. The transcript has a single exon.
AUGCUGCCCUUCUCCGCGAAGCGGCCCAUAUGUCUAUUAUGUCGACUUAGGCACAGUAAACAGGCGCUCUCGCCGACCUUGCACAACCUCUCCUCCACGUCUGAUGCGCGGCACUUAUCCUCGGCCGCCAUUCUCAAUGCACCAAAACCUCGCCGAACCGUUUCAAAUGGACAGCGAUCAAGUCGGACUCGAAAGUCGGCGAACCGAGACCCUUCCCAAGCCGCUGGAAGCACAUUGUCAGGGGUGCAGAAGAACAGAAUAAAAGCGCUUGCCGACUACCUGCCGCUGCUGCAGGAACAUGCCAAAACGCUGGUACCCGAGACUGCGCCCACAGUCGACGAUUUGACCCUCGACCAAGUGCUUGGUAGUUUCAAGCCCAAAACGCGGGCUCUACGCCGGGCAAUACCUACUCUCCAGGAGUCAUACGGAGGACACCCUUUCUAUACAUUGGACUCUGAUCUCCGUCGAAUAGCAUCCCUGACGCCACGAGGAAAGACGGAUGUCGUCGAUGAUGAGACGAAGCGGAUCCUCAGCGGACUAGGUAUUCUCGAGGACCCUGUAGUCCAAGAACCCGAAUCUAGCUCCGUCACGACCAAGCCUGGCCGUCGAAAAAGUGUCCCCAAGGCAGAGCGGCCCGUAUCGACUCCUCGAAUCCGCCGACGAUUCAGCAAAGGGGCCCCGAUACCUCCUAGACAGGCGUCGCUGGAAUAUGGAGGUGUUGAUACAGAAGUAGGGGUAUCGAAGAGAACAAAAUCUUCCGACAAGGAAAGAAUCGCGCAACUGGAUCAGGCGCGCGUAGCAGUUGCACAUCUCAAGGACUUUGCAUUAAAGCCGGUGCAAGUCGAACGCUCACAGGUGCCUACCUUGAGCCACGACCUGUCACGCGUUCUCUUCAACCCAGGCGUCUAUCAGUUACAAGAUCCGCGCUCGAGGGUGUGGAACUUCGAUCCCUAUCUGGGCAAUAUCAUGCCAGUGUCUGAGUUCAACUUCGAUGCGUUAAACAGGUACAUCACGUCCUCGGAGGACUCGCAGCUGCGAAACGUGGCUGCCGCGCACAAGAAGCGUUACAUCGGUUCUACUUCCAGCAUGUCAGGUGUCCUGGCCCAUUUCCACUUUCUUCUCUCUGCGUGGCGCGAGUUGACCAUCGACCAAUUGACUCGAGGAUUCAAAGAUGAUGGCACCUCCUUCACCAAGAUCCAAAGAGGUCCGACAGCCAUCUUCCUUCGAUACAAGGACGGUGUCUAUGCUGUCGAUGCGGACAAGGAGUUUGAUUCAGCCAAUGUACUCAUGAGCCUGGGUCGAUCCAUGGAGAAGCUCCUGACUCUGGAGAAGGAUGACUACGAACGAUAUCGCAGAACGCACGACGAGCAGAAGGAUGCCGAGGUGCACUCAAGCGAACCGGAAGCAUACCACUAUAGCGAGCUUGGGAAGUUCCUCCUACGAUCUCAGCUUGAUGCACACGACCCUCGACUUCCCGGGACAGGCAUGUUUGACCUCAAAACGCGGGCGGUGGCGGCGGUUCGAAUGAUGGUUCACAAACAUGAAGCAGGUGCUGGCUAUCAAAUCAAGAACAGGUUUGGCACGUGGGAGUCCUUUGAGCGGGAGUAUUAUGAUAUGAUGCGUUCAGCCUUUCUCAAAUAUUCGCUCCAAGUACGGAUGGGUCGAAUGGACGGGAUUUUUGUCGCUUAUCACAAUACAGAGCGUCUCUUUGGCUUCCAGUACAUACCGUUACCGGAACUAGACUUGGCCCUGCACGGACAAUCAGACCAGACACUGGGUGACCGCGAGUUCCGGCUGAGCUUCCGGCUUCUCACGGAUAUUUUUGACCAAGCGACGGCGCGGUUCCCCAAGCAGUCUCUAAGGUUCCAUUUCGAGGCGAGAGAGGCGACAUCAGUUCAAGCACCUCACAUGUAUAUUUUCGCGGAACCGGUCACGGAGGAUGAGAUCACUGAUAUUCAGAGCAAAAAGAAGGAGGAAAUCGAAGCCUAUGAGCGACGUAUCUUUAAUCCCAAAUCCCACCAAGCACAGACACCUCCAGAUGAUGAAUGGGAGAAUGCUGCGCCCGAGGACGAAGAUGAUACGUUUGAUGCAGAGGCAGAGGCAGAGAUUACUGAUUUCGCAGAUCCAGACACGGCAGCGCCUCAAGCGUCCACGGCGGAAGCUGGGGAAAGCACGGUGUUGACAGGCUCGUCGAAUGCGGCCGAUGUUGGCUUCUUGAAAAGCCUCAUGGGCAUCGAUAUGGCGCCCAACAACAAGUCUGAGCCGAAAAAGGAGCCAGCCCAGCGUCCUGAGCCAGCGCAGGAACCAGCCAGCCAAAAGCCUCUUUUGGCUUGGAAACUGAACAUCCGGAACAUUGUGAACGGGCUUCCUGUCAGUCGACCUCACGACUUGAAGGAGAAUGACAGCUGGGAUGUUCAGUACACUCUGACACCGUUCCCCGAAGUGUCUGGGCAUCGAAACUAUUUGCUGUGCAAGAACCGACGCAAGGCGGUGUUGGAGGCUCCUCAAGGUGAAGACGAAGCUGUCAGCUACUACAUCCAGCAGUUACUCUCCAUGAGCCAGAAAGGAGCAGACUGGCGACGGAGGUUGGACGAGCUCGAUGCCCAGCGAGACAGAGUCGUCCUCUAUGGCGACCGUGUGACCGGAGAAAGGAAUUAA